Messenger RNA from Geodia barretti, 445 nucleotides. The record is from the annotation of a GenBank genome assembly. Lineage: Eukaryota; Metazoa; Porifera; Demospongiae; Tetractinellida; Geodiidae.
CCACGUUUACUCUGCCGAAUACAGUCUCCGUGCGUCUCUGUACCAGGCUCGCUAUCCCCGCCGCGUCCACUGACUCCGUGCGACGAGCAAAGAAGUUUGCCGUCUCCGGUAUGUCCUUUUCGUCCGCCAUUUUGUUUUGUCUUGAGCGCGUUACCGUAGCAACUCGGGGUGGAAGGUCGAAUGUUCUAAAUAAAGCGCACCCAUGGCGAGCUGGAGUGCUUUUCGGAGUUUGUACGAGAGGCCGAUCCUUACCGGUGUUCGGUGGGCCUCCAAGAAGGCAGCAGGCAGCACUAGGAAUGGCCGAAAAAGCGCCGGACGCAGACUAGGACUGAAGUGUAGUGAUGGAGAGUCUGUCAUUCCUGGUAACAUUAUUGUGAGACAGAGAGGUACAGCCUUCCACCCUGGAGCCAACGCGAGUUCUUUCGCCUUCACUCCUGCUAAUUAG